GGUUGUUCCUUUCUAGGCCAUGUCGUCACCACCCAAUACAAUACAUUGAUAUGUUUCUCCUCAGGAAAGAGUUGACAUAUAAGUAUCUUGAGCAUUAUCCCUAAAUUUUUGACAGAUGUUAGAGGUUGCCCCAGCCACUACAACACAGUCACCUUGUGUGUUCAUACGCCUGUCUCUGCUGUACAUACAACCAAGGAACAACUCGAAUUUCAAGAACGACUGGCAUCAUGGUGAAGUUGAUCUCAAUCAAGCUACCGUUGGCUUUCGUAGCCCUCGCGGCGGCGCGAGUGUGCCAAGAUCUCACAGUUGAGGUAUUCAUUACAGCGAGGAACGGCGUCUUCAACAUCUCGACCCCUGAAAACAAUAUCGACGUCACAAACUUCCUAGUCAGAUCUGCAGAACAAGGAAGGAAUUUAUCGGCAGAGCAUCUAGUCGGCUACGCCAACGUCGGAGGUACUUACCAGCUCGCGUCAACAUACUGCCAUCCAAACUCUGGCCCCGGCCACGUGCUCCAGAUCCUCACCCACGGUAUUGGCUUUGACCGCAGCUACUGGGACUUCCCCGCCAACAGCUAUAACUACAGUUACGUGGGCUCAGCCGUGGACGACUACGGCUACUCGACCUUCUCCUGGGACCGUCUCGGCAUCGCCGAGUCCUCGCACGGCGAGCCCAUCAACGAAAUUCAGGGCUUUCUCGAGCUGGCCGCCCUCAAGGCGCUGACGGACAAGCUGCGCGCUGGAGCCGUGCCAGGGCUGAGCUGCACGUUCGAUAAGAUCGUCCAUAUUGGGCACUCAUUUGGGUCCGUUCACUCGUACGCGCUUACGGCCAUGUACCCGGACAUCUCGGACGGUGUUGUCCUUACAGGCUUUGCGGCAAACACGACCUUCUUUAACAACUUCCUGCUAGGCGGGGCCUUCAUCCAGGCCGGCGACUACGCCCCUGGGUACCUGGUGUCCGCUUACGAGGGUGCUGCACACAUUAACUUCUUUGCUCCGGGCAACUUUGACCCUGAAAUCCUGACGGCGGCGUACAAGAGUGGCCAGCCGGUUACGUUCGGCGAGCUGCUGACCAUCGGGGGAGAAGCUGGAUCGCCCAGCACGUUCGCGAAGCCCGUUCUUGUCAUCACUGGUGAGAAGGACCUUCCCUUUUGCGGAGGCAACUGCCUUGCAACUGGCAACCCCCAGCUGCCGUCGAUCCCGGCGGCCGUUGGUGCGGUCCUCAAGAACGCGACUCCGUUUGAGGCUUACGUCGUCCCUGGCGUUGGCCACGGCCUGGCGCUCAGCUACUCUCAUGUCGAGGUGACCAGCAAGAUCCAGGACUUCCUCGCCCAGAACGGCCUGGGCAACUAGUAUUGACCCCUGAACAUAUCGUCUCGUGCAUAAUAUCUCACCAAAGCCCCUUCACCAUCAGUUAAUUUCGGGGAGGGAGAGAAAGCUGGGUUAUUUACAUAAACCAGAACUAUCCCGAUAAUGAGGGCAGCUCGCUAGUAAUCAACGACGCAUUUGUAACGUUCCCGUCCAGCCUCGUAGGGUUGAUUGCAUAUGCGAUGAAUGGUGUGUUGAACGCAACACUGUGGGAAUCACGCUUUCCAUCUCCACGUGAAUGCGUCACUGGCCGUUAGAAGAAUGACGUUGGCCUAGGUAGCUCGCAUUUGGCUCGACGAAUCGAC
Molecule: messenger RNA, 1669 nt
Organism: Colletotrichum navitas
Lineage: Eukaryota; Fungi; Ascomycota; Sordariomycetes; Glomerellales; Glomerellaceae
Product: Alpha/Beta hydrolase protein
Exons: 4
Coding region: 228-1349 (373 amino acids)
Source: RefSeq, a predicted model, not a curated record